AUGGCACGAAAAGGAAAUCCGAUUUCGGUAAGACUUGAUCUGAAUCGUAGUUCAGAUUCAAGUUGGUUCAGUGAUUAUUAUUAUGGUAAAUCAGUGUAUCAAGAUGUCAAUCUGAGAUCUUAUUUCGGUUCGAUACGUCCACCUACGAGACUCACCUUUGGCUUUCGUCUCGGUAGGUGUAUUAUUCUACAUUUUCCCAAAAGAACAUUCAUUCAUUUCUUUCUUCCUCGUCGACCACGAGGACUGAAACGACGCGAAAAAUCCAGACCCGGAAAGGAGAAGGGCCGGUGGUGGGCAUUUGGGAAAGUCGGGCCGAUCGGGUGUCUUCAUUCAAGCGACGGUACAGAAGAAGAACGAAACGAAGUGAGAGGCCGGGGGGCAGGGAAAAGAGUCGAGUCGAUCAGGCUCGACGACCGGGAGAAGCAAAACGAAAGAAGGAUUUGGCCGAAAAAGAAGCAACGCUAUGGAUACCAUGACCAAUCACCAUCGAUAAAGAAGAAUCUUUCUAAAUUACUUCGGGUCAGCGGGGCCUUCAAGCAUCUGAAAUACGCCGGGGUUGUAAAUGACAUAGCGUUCCUGAUAGAAAAUGACGACUCCUUCAGAAAAACGAAGUUAUUCAAGUUCUUUUUCCCAAAGAAGUCCCGCUCCGACGGCCCGACGAGUCAUAUACUUAAAAGGACCCUCCCUGCAGUGCGCCCCUCCUUGAAUUAUUCGGUCAUGCAAUACUUAUUGAAUACAAAGAACCAAAUUCAUUUCGACUCCGUCGUAGUUCUCAAUCAUUUCGUGGCACCGGGCGUGGCUGAACCAUCUACGAUGGGGGGAGCGAAUGCACAGGGAAGAAGCUUAGAUAAGAGAAUACGUUCUCGCAUCGCUUUUUUUGUAGAAAGCUCGACCAGCGAGAAAAAGUGUUUGGCCGAAGCCAAAAAGAGGUUGACCCACUUCAUUCGCCAAGCGAAUGAUCUUCGCUUCGCGGGAACAACAAAAACCACCAUCUCGCUCUUUCCUUUCUUCGGUGCUACCUUUUUCUUUCCAAGGGAUGGGGUUGGGGUGUAUAAUAACCUUUUUUUUGAGGAUGCCCGGGAACAACUCCUAGGUCAAUUAAGGAUCAAAUGUUGGAACCUCAUGGGUAAGGAUAAGGUAAUGGAAUUGAUAGAUAAAUUCAUAGACCUAGGUGGGAUAGGAGAAUUGAUAAAGGGAAUAGAGAUGAUGAUAGAGAUCAUACUGAGAAACAGAAGAAUUCCGUACGGGUACAACUCUUAUUUGAACGAAGUGAAAAAAAUGCGAUCUUUGUUGUCUAAUAGAACAAACACUAAUACCUUAAUUGAGUCGGUCAAGAUAAAAUCUGUUUAUCAAAGUGCUUCUCCGAUUGCUCAAGACAUCUCUUUUCAACCGAGGAACAAAACAAGAUCAUUUCGUUCCAUUUUUAGUAAAAUAGUGAAGGAUAUUCCAUUAGUAAUGAAAAAGGGGGUUGAGGGGAUCCGUAUAUGUUGUUCAGGUCGAUCAGAAGGUGCAGAAAUAGCUAGAACUGAAUGCGGAAAGUAUGGAAAAACAUCUCGUAAUGUAUUUAACCAGAAAAUCGAUUAUGCUCCUGCGGAAGUAUCUACUCGUUACGGAAUCUCAGGUGUCAAAGUGUGGAUUUCAUAUAGUAAAAAAAAAAAGGGACGUGCUAUAUCCGAAACGUACGAAAUAUAG
Messenger RNA from Vitis vinifera (wine grape), 1692 nucleotides. NCBI's taxonomy places the organism in Eukaryota, Viridiplantae, Streptophyta, Magnoliopsida, Vitales, Vitaceae. The record is from the annotation of a RefSeq genome assembly.